CAGAUUAUAACAGAUAUUGAUGGUAUACGGGUUAAAAGUCGUAUAAUAAUUGAAAAGAAUAAUAAAAUGAUUAUAUUUGAUCAGGAUGGAAAAAUAAUCUUAAAUAUACCUGAACCUUUAUAUCUUAAUUCAGGUGUUUUAGAUGUGGCACAUUCUGUUAAAACACCAAUGCCAUGCAAAAUUUCUCAGGUUCUUAUUCAACCCGGACAGACAGUUGAAAAAGGAACACCCUUAAUUAUAUUAGAAGCAAUGAAAAUGGAGUCACCAUUUACCGGAAAGAUUGAAAAAGUAUAUUAUAAUACUGGAGAUUUAGUUGAAGAAAAUAAAGACUUGGUUGCAUUUGCAGACGAAUGA
This is a messenger RNA of Scutellospora calospora, 354 nucleotides long. Lineage: Eukaryota; Fungi; Glomeromycota; Glomeromycetes; Diversisporales; Gigasporaceae. The record is from the annotation of a GenBank genome assembly.